ACAGUCAGUCACUGCUACAAAAGAAAGGCGACUCAUCCCUUGAAGCACUGGGCACAGCUGUGUGGCUGUUGUAUUUUGUUUUGCAGCAAUUAUUAUUAUUGCUGGUGGUGUUGGGGGGGAAAGAAGAAGAAGAAGAAAGGGAAUUAUUAUUCUCCCCCUAACCCAUUACAAAAAAUACUACUAAAGAAAAUCAAGCAAUAAUAAUAAUACCCCCCCAAAAAAAAAUCUGAAGAUGACUAAGAUCCUGACUGUGUGCAACUUGUUCAAAUCCCUCAAACAGGGUCUCGCAGUUUGCAAUAAAGUGCAACGUCCCGUGUGGAGUCUGAGCAGCUCUGGAGUCAGAUUGUUCAGUGUCAAGGCACAGACAGCACAUUUGAUUCUCGAUGAUGGGACAAAAAUGAAAGGAUUGUCCUUUGGGCACCCUCAGUCAACUGCAGGUGAAGUAGUCUUCAACACAGGAUUGGUCGGCUACCCAGAAGCCUUGACGGACCCGAGCUAUCGAGGACAAAUCCUGAUUCUCACAUACCCCAUGGCAGGCAACUAUGGGGUCCCAAAUACAAAGGAAUUGGAUGGAUUAGGCUUAAUGAAAUACAUAGAAUCUGAAUUCAUCCAGGUAUCUGGAUUGUUAGUUCAAGAUUACAGCCAUGAAUAUAGUCACUGGAAUUCGGUCAAAUCCCUCAGUCAGUGGCUACAAGAAGAAAAGAUCCCAGCCCUCUAUGGAAUAGACACGAGAAUGCUCACAAAGAUUGUCAGAGAUAAGGGUACGAUUCUUGGAAAAAUUGAGUUUGAAGGUGAUCCUGUAGAUUUUGUAGACCCCAACUUGCGGAAUCUGAUGGCAGAAAUAUCAACCAAAGAAAUUAAAGUCUUUGGAAAAGGGAAUCCAAUCAAAAUUGUUGCAGUUGACUGUGGUAUAAAGCAUAAUAUUAUUCGACUUCUUGUGAAGCGAGGAGUUGAGCUUCAUUUAGUUCCAUGGGACCACGAUUUUAGUAAGAUGGAAUAUGAUGGACUCUUCCUUUCCAACGGCCCAGGAAAUCCCACUUUGGCGCAGCCUCUGAUUGCAAACGUGCGGAAGGUAUUGGCAAGUGAUCGAACAGAGCCAGUGUUUGGUAUCUGUAUGGGGAACCAACUGACUGCAUUAGCUGUGGGUGCAAACUGCUACAAAUUGCCUAUGGGAAACAGGGGACAGAACCAACCAGUGGUGAAUGUCAUGAACGGACAGGCUUUCAUCACCGCUCAGAACCACGGAUACGCCAUUGACAGUUCAACGCUGCCAGAAGGAUGGAAGCCAAUGUUUGUGAACGCCAAUGAUGAAACCAAUGAGGGAAUUGUGCAUGAGACCAAACCGAUCUUUACUGCCCAGUUUCAUCCGGAGGCUAAGGGAGGCCCAACGGAUACCGAAUUCCUGUUCGACGCUUUUAUUUCACUCAUAAAGAGAGGCAAAGGCACCACCAUCGCUUCAGUCAUGCCUAAGGUUCCUCUUCCCCCUGAGAGGCUGAAGGUUUCCAAAAUCCUUGUGCUCGGCUCAGGAGGGCUCUCAAUUGGUCAGGCUGGAGAGUUUGACUACUCUGGAUCCCAGGCUAUCAAAGCAUUGAAGGAAGAAAACCUAAAAACUGUGUUAAUGAAUCCAAACAUUGCAUCCGUGCAGACGAAUGAGGUGGGCACCAAGCAGGCAGAUACGGUUUAUUUCUUGCCAGUUACUCCAGACUUUGUGAUUGACAUUAUUAAAGCAGAAAAGCCUGAUGGCAUCCUGUUAUCCAUGGGUGGACAGACAGCCUUGAACUGCGGGGUGGAGCUGCACAAGCGAGGGAUCCUGCAGGAAUAUGGUGUGAAAGUGCUGGGAACACCCAUCACCUCUAUCAUGGCCACUGAGGACAGGCAGCUGUUUGCUGACAAACUGGUGGAGAUCAACGAGAAAAUUGCUCCAAGUUUCGCAGUGGAGACGUUGGAAGAUGCCUUUGUGGCAGCUGAGAAAAUCGGAUACCCUGUCAUGGUGCGGUCAGCUUAUGCACUCGGAGGUCUUGGGUCAGGUCUGUGUGACAACAAAGAAAAACUCCAGGAAAUUGCUGAGAAGGCUUUUGCUAUGACCAAUCAAAUCCUUGUUGAGCAAUCGCUGUUGGGUUGGAAGGAGGUCGAGUAUGAAGUGGUGAGGGAUGCUUCAGACAACUGCGUCACCGUUUGCAACAUGGAGAACUUCGAUCCCUUAGGAAUCCAUACGGGUGACUCGGUGGUUGUUGCUCCCAGUCAGACCCUUUCCAAUGAAGAAUAUCACAUGCUGCGUGAGACAGCCAUCAAGGUGGUGCGUCACCUGGGCAUCGUAGGCGAGUGCAAUAUUCAGUACGCUCUGCACCCGACCUCACUGGAAUACUGCAUUAUUGAGGUUAAUGCUCGGCUGUCUCGCAGCUCCGCCCUCGCCUCCAAAGCAACUGGGUAUCCUUUGGCCUUUGUUGCCGCCAAGCUGGCCCUGGGAAUUCCGCUGCCUGAUAUUAAGAAUGCUGUUUCGGGGAAGACAACUGCCUGCUUUGAGCCUAGCCUGGAUUAUAUUGUAACUAAAAUUCCACGGUGGGAUCUUGACCGAUUCCACGGAACCUCUCGGGAGAUUGGUAGCUCCAUGAAAAGUGUGGGGGAGGUGAUGGCAAUAGGACGCACCUUUGAGGAAAGUUUCCAGAAAGCCCUCCGAAUGUGCCACCCAUCAGUAGAGGGCUUUGUGCCUCGUCUUCCAAUGAAGAAAUCCUGGUCUGAGGACAUUGAUCUUCAGAAAGAUCUGGCUGUUCCUUCUAUCAAUCGAAUCUACUCUCUGGCAAAGGCAUUACACAGUGGGAUCUCAGUGAAUGAGAUUUACAAACUGACUGCAAUAGACAAGUGGUUCCUUUACAAACUCAAGCGAAUAGUGGAGAUGGAAAUCGAAUUGAGCAAGUACACCAGUAAAACAAUCCCCGAUGAGCUGUUUCUAAAAGCCAAGCAGGAUGGAUUUUCAGACAAGCAGAUCGGGAAUUGCAUCGGCCUAAAUGAGUUAGAAACCCGAGAGCUUCGAAUGCAGAAGAAUAUUUUACCACAAGUUAAACAGAUUGAUACACUGGCUGCAGAGUAUCCCGCUAUAACCAAUUACCUUUAUUCUACAUACCAUGGACUGGAGCAUGACUUAAAUUUCAAUGACCAUGGAGUGAUGGUGCUUGGAUGUGGACCAUACCACAUUGGAAGCAGUGUGGAGUUUGAUUGGUGCGCCGUCUCCAGCAUUCGAACCCUACGACAUCUUCAAAAGAAGACAGUGGUCGUCAACCACAAUCCAGAGACAGUAAGCACGGACUUUGAUGAGUGCGACAGGCUUUACUUUGAGGAACUCUCGCUGGAAAGGAUCCUGGACAUUUACCAGCAGGAGGGCUGCACUGGUUCCAUUAUCUCUGUGGGCGGACAGAUUCCCAACAACCUGGCGGUUCCGUUGUCUAAAUGUGGAGUGAAUAUUCUGGGCACAAAUCCUAUCCAGAUUGACCGGGCGGAGGAUCGUUCCGUCUUCUCGGCCGUUCUAGACGAACUGAAUAUUAACCAGGCACCGUGGACUGCAGUCAACACCUUGGAUGAUGCCCUGUCGUUUGGAGAGACUGUGGGUUACCCCUGUUUACUGAGGCCUUCUUACGUCCUAAGUGGUUCAGCCAUGAACGUGGCACAUGGAGAGGAGGAGAUGAAGAGAUUCUUGGCUGAGGCAGCCCGUGUUUCUCAGGAAUAUCCAGUUGUUAUCACCAAAUUCAUCGAAGGAGCCAGAGAAGUAGAAGUGGAUGCAGUGUCGAAGGAUGGGAGGGUUGUGGCUCAUGCUAUCACAGAACAUGUGGAAGAUGCUGGUGUUCAUUCUGGAGAUGCGACACUGAUCCUCCCGGCACAGACCAUUAGCCAAGGAGCAAUAGAGAAGGUGAAAAUAGCUACGAAGAAAAUAUCCAAAGCGUUUGAGAUUUCUGGCCCAUUUAACGUCCAGUUUCUUGUCAAAGGAAACGAUGUAAUGGUGAUCGAGUGUAACCUCAGGGCAUCCAGGUCCUGUCCCUUCGUCUCAAAGACUAUUGGUGUCGAUCUCAUCAACGUGGCCACAAGAGUGAUGGUCGGAGAAAGCCUGGAUGAGUCCUGCCUGCCAUCACUGGAGAACCCUUUUAUUCCUACAGACUACGUGGGCAUCAAGGCUCCCAUGUUCUCCUGGCCACGACUGAGGGAUGCAGACCCCAUUCUACGCUGCGAGAUGGCAUCCACUGGAGAGGUUGCGUGUUUUGGGCCAAAUAUUUAUUCUGCUUUCCUGAAGGCAAUGCUGUCCACCGGUUUCAAGUUACCUCAGAAAGGAAUUCUGAUCGGAAUUCAGAAUUCAUUCCGAGCAAAAUUCCUCGACAGUGCUCAGCAGUUGCAUGAGCAGGGAUAUAAGCUUUUUGCUACAGAAGGCACAGCUGCCUGGUUGAAUGCCAAUGAUGUGCCAACAGCCCCGGUAUCCUGGCCAACUACAGAUGAUCAUAGCUCCGCAGCUCCUUCCAUUAGAAAACUAAUCCACGAUGGAGACAUUGACCUUGUGGUAAACCUACCCAAUAACAACACCAAGUUUGUGAGAGAAAAUUACUUGAUCAGAAGAAUGGCCAUAGAUCACGGAGUGCCGCUCAUUACCAAUUUCCAGGUGGUUAAACUCUUUGCUGAAGCUGUUAAACAGUGUGGAAAGCUGGACUCAACCAGUCUGUAUCAUUAUCGGGAGAACAGAGUGAUAGGAGAGUCAUCAUGAAGACCAUAAACAAAAGGUGCUGUCAUUCCUGCUGCUGUGAAGAAUGGGGAUGAGCCACUAAGCUGAACACAUGAAGUUACUUACCUCGGUUGCUACCAGUUGGGGUGGCAGUAGACGCCAGACUGCUCUGCUUGUUUCAAUAACUCUGCCUUUCCAAGUCUUUAAACGUGACUUUUUCACACUGCAUCUUCCGAACUUAAGACCUCGCUGUCACAACUCUUAAAGAAUAACUUUAUUCAAAGGUUUUGGUGGACGCAAGCUGUUGUCGUAUUGAAUUCUACUGAGUGGACAGUUUGUUUCCAACAGGAUUUUACAACUUGCAAACCAGUUUUAUGGUUACUUUCCAGCUUUCAAAAUAACUUUCUAAGGCAUGCUGUGUGUGGAUCAUGUUGUAGAUUGGUUACUCGCCACCUUGUCCUUGAUGUGAAUGGCUGGCAGGUGAUGUGUAAUUGUUUCCCUGUCUCCUGUGUGGUGCCGGGGAACUCAAUGCAAAGAAUCGUCGUCAUCUGGCAUCGUCCCCUAAAACAUCCCCUAAUGCACGAGUCUGAUUUGUUUCAUUUGUGACUGGCAUUAAAUACUCACAAUGGUCUCUGUUAGCGAAGAGUUCUUCAAAGCCCUUCUUGUCGUGGCAAACAAAGUUUUGAUUCAUCCUGAAAUACAGUGUAUAGGUUCUAUUCCAAACAGUCCAGGGGAAUGGCAUCAAUGUGAAACUGACCCACCUCAGAGGGGUGUGUUUUCUAAUUUUAAUUGGAUUGCAUGCCAGUAAAUGAGCAAAUGUGGGUCCCCUGCCUUCCCAUACACACACUAGCUUCUUCCUUCCUCUCCUGCUUCCAGGCUACAGUGUCCUCUUGUAGUUAUUCAAUCAAACAAUAAUCUUGAAUUGUCCCUUCAAGGCCACAUAAGUUGUGUGCACAUGUCCAGAUCCAUUAAUCUGCAAAUGCCAUGGAGCUGUUUGGAGGUACAGAAGCGCUCAAUUUAGUCCACCAACAUGAUUACUGAGCCUUGUUUCCAGCACUUAAUAGAGGGCCAAUUUCAUAAGAAAACUUGACUCUGCCUAUUCUAGUUCAGCCUAUGCUUUGAUAAAUACCAGUUAAGUUAACUGUAUCAAACCUUACAACGUAAGGAAUGUAUUACAGCAACAAUUCAAAGAAUUUUAUUUCAUGGAAAUAAUUCUAUCAAUGAUCGACCCUCUCUUUUUUUCUCUCUCUCUCUCCCUCCUCCCCACCCCCAAACGUGUGAAUGACAAAUUGGUGCAACUAAACGCAGCAUUCAGAUGAGGAAGGUCAGAAUAUGAUAACCUAUCCAGUUCUUUUCUGCAGUGCAUUGUGUUACAUUUUCAUUCCUCUGUUAUGAACCUUUGUAAUUCCUACAUCAUUUAAACUUAAAGCAUAAAUAAAUAAUUGUCUAUUGAAACUCGAA
Messenger RNA from Callorhinchus milii (elephant shark), 6160 nucleotides. RefSeq names its product carbamoyl-phosphate synthase 1, mitochondrial (gene cps1). Gene Ontology annotation, molecular function: metal ion binding; ATP binding; carbamoyl-phosphate synthase (glutamine-hydrolyzing) activity. The transcript is spliced from 39 exons. The record is from RefSeq and is a predicted model, not a curated record. Gene Ontology annotation, cellular component: carbamoyl-phosphate synthase complex; cytoplasm. Gene Ontology annotation, biological process: 'de novo' pyrimidine nucleobase biosynthetic process; L-arginine biosynthetic process; L-glutamine metabolic process. Bases 233 to 4741 code for a protein of 1502 amino acids. NCBI's taxonomy places the organism in Eukaryota, Metazoa, Chordata, Chondrichthyes, Chimaeriformes, Callorhinchidae.